Messenger RNA from Cryptomeria japonica (Japanese cedar), 2227 nucleotides. RefSeq names its product bifunctional nuclease 2. Gene Ontology annotation, molecular function: nuclease activity; protein binding. Gene Ontology annotation, biological process: protein ubiquitination. The coding region runs from base 816 to 1811 and encodes 331 amino acids. The record is from RefSeq and is a predicted model, not a curated record. The transcript has 10 exons. Gene Ontology annotation, cellular component: VCB complex; nucleus. Lineage: Eukaryota; Viridiplantae; Streptophyta; Pinopsida; Cupressales; Cupressaceae.
UGUUUAUCAGCUUUUGUUCAUAUAUGAACUGAAAAAGACCCAGUUUUCUAUGGGCACAAACGUUUAGAUCGUUUCCAGGCCAUUAUAUACACGAAUUAUUCUUGGAUUCAAGCGCAGAUUCAUCAAUUUGUCCCCUCUGUAAAAAUCGUCAAAAUUAUCCUUUCAAAGGAGCUUGAUAUAGUGAAAUUUAACCGAGUCUUUGUUAUUCUCGUAAAAUAUACUGAAAAUUUGGUGCAUUCAUGACGUAGUAGUCUCAUCGUCUAUCCUGCAAAACUUCUCGCACAAAUCGUGUGAAUUCGUGAAAUUUGACCCUGAUAUCGUUUUUCUAGGAGUAUUGAAAAUUCAGUCCGACUCUGUCUAUGUCCUCAUUGUCUGUCCUCCGGAAUUCUGCUUAAAAAUCCUCCAAAUUGACUUAGAUUUUCUUCAUUCUUGCAAAAUUCUAUAAGAUUUAGUGAAAUCUGGCGUAGAUUUCCAUGGUAGGCUUGAGUUUUCCACAGUACAUGAAGAUUUCCAUAUUCCUGUAAAUAUCUCUCUAUGUUUAGUGAUUUUCAGAGCAAUUUCUGUACAUAAUCGUCUUUUACCCUUUAAGUUUACUCUAAAAAGAUCCUGUACUAUAGUACCUUAGGGUUUUCAGCUGUAUAAAGAUUUGUAUAAACUUGUCUUCUAGCUGUAUAAAGUUUUGUCUGAACUUGUCUCUAACUCUGCCGCUGUGUAUAAUUCGCGAAGAUUUUUUCUCUCUUAAGAUUUUGAAAGUCUUCGCAGGGUCGCGGGUUUGAAUCUCGUAGAUAAAUAUAUAUCUUGUAUUCUUUUUCGCUAUGGCUGCUUUGCAGAGUCCUGUGAUUUGCCCGUCCGUAUGUGUAAAGCAGGAGAUGAACAUGUCGGCGAUGCCUACGAGAAUAAGUUCUUUGAAAAACAGAUUUUGGGGGUUAGGUAAACAGGAUAGCUGCAGGGCUAGGAUUUUUAAGGCCAAUUUCGUGAAAUUGACGUCUCAUAAAGGAUUUCUGCAAGUUCAGUGUAGCUCCAGCAUGUCUUCUAAUAACGGAAGUGGAAGCAUGGCGGAGAAUUUCAGUGAAAAUGAUGAAGAUUAUGUCAAUUCUAGUGUUAUUGAAGCAGCUGAGGUGAAAAAUGGGUCAGAUGGCUUCUCAAUAAUAAUGAAAGAUGGCAGGCAUCUAAAGUGUGUAUUCAACAAUCCCAGUGCUGGUAUUGACAACAAUUAUGGUCCACAGUCUGCAAUUAUACUUAAGAUGGAAGAUGGAAGUGAUCUUCUUCUUCCUAUAAUUGUUGUAGAAUCAUCCUGUAUGAUGUUGAUGGAAGCAUUGCGCGAUGUACAAGUUGCUAGACCAACAGUAUAUCAUAUUCUGAAGGACAUGAUUGACAAAAUGGGAUAUGAAGUGAAGCUUGUUCGAGUAACACAGAGAGUGAAUCAGGCCUACUUUGCACAAUUAUACUUGAACAAGAUAGGAGAUGAAACAGAACAAGUCAGCUUUGACCUUCGCCCUUCGGAUGCCAUUAAUAUUGCAGUGCGUUGCAAGGUUCCAAUACAAGUGAACAAACACAUAGCAUUCUCUGAUGGAAUGAAAAUAAUUGAUGGUUUUGCCAAAGUAUCUUCACGAACUUAUAAAUCACAAGAUUUAAUGACCAGAGAACUAGACAGGCCUGAUGGAAAUACCUGUUUUGCUACCAUGGAAUUUGGUCUUGUUCGGAACAUGAUAGUUGCUGCUGAUGAAGAAAGAUACGUUGAUGCAGCCAAGUGGAGAGAUGAACUAAGUCAAUUGCGUACACAGAGAAGCGACCGAACAAAGAAAGUUUGAUACUUUCCAUUUUACAAGUCAGAAGUAUUUCGAAGGCAAGGGCAACCUCUUGUACAUACGUAGGAUUUGGAAAUCACGUAGUUGAAAGCAGAUUGUAUCUAUUAGUGUUGUAUAUCAUGUCAAAAAGAUGACACAAUCAUUAGGAGCUAAUUGUUUGCUUUAUUUAUUUACUAUGUUGUUGUGUAAGUAAUCAAGUUGAGCGAAGAUCUACUUGCCCAGUCAGUCUUCAUUUCUGUAUGUAUGCAAGAUUGCACUGAAUGCAAUUUGGCACAUAGUUACUUAUUUUGGGUGACUUAGACUAGUGUAAAUUCUAGAAUCUGUUCUGUCAGAAAGAUGGAUUAAUUUCUCUUAAAGAUUUGGGAUUGUUGUUUAUAAUAAGCUAUGUUAAGCAUUCAGGUUGCAUGCUUUUACUUUGA